This is a messenger RNA of Fonsecaea multimorphosa CBS 102226, 1023 nucleotides long. RefSeq lists its product as uncharacterized. The transcript is spliced from 2 exons. Gene Ontology annotation, molecular function: oxidoreductase activity, acting on NAD(P)H. The coding region runs from base 1 to 1023 and encodes 340 amino acids. Lineage: Eukaryota; Fungi; Ascomycota; Eurotiomycetes; Chaetothyriales; Herpotrichiellaceae. The record is from RefSeq and is a predicted model, not a curated record.
AUGAAGGCCGUUGUACAGGAUGGUGAGCCUGGAAAGGCGCAUCUGGCUACCGACAGGCCUUACCCCCAGCACAGACCAGGAUACCUUCUUGUCGACGUCAAGGCAGUUGCGUUGAACCCCACCGACUGGAAACACAUAGACUGGAUGAACCAUAAAGGUCUCCUGGUGGGCUGUGAUUACUCUGGGGUCGUUGCAGAGACUGGGUCCGGUUAUUCCAAACCAUGGAAAGUGGGUGAUCGAAUUUGCGGCUUUGCGCAUGGUUGCAAUGAGUUGCAACCUGAGGAUGGGGCGUUCGCUGAGCGCAUCGCAGUCAAGGCUGAUGUGCAGAUGCGGAUUCCAGAGAACAUGUCGUUUGAAGAAGCCGCAACGUUAGGCGUCGCUGUUGUUACUUGUGGGCAAGGACUCUUUCAGCAAAUGGGCCUGGACCUACCCUCACAGCCAUCUACGAAAGGGGAAUUCAUUUUUAUCUAUGGAGGCAGCUCAGCGACCGGUACUGUUGGGAUCCAGUUUGCGAAGCUCGCUGGAUAUACGCCCAUCACCACCUGCUCCCCCCGUAACUUUGACUUGGUCAAAUCAUUGGGAGCAGUGGAAGCUUUUGACUACAACGAUCCCGAGUGUGCGACCAAGAUCAAAGAAUAUACCAAGAACAAUCUCAAGUACAUCUGGGACACGAUCUCCCUGCCCCAAACAGCCCAGCUCUGUUCAGAGGUGAUAUCGCCUGGGGGGACUUACGGUGCGAUUCUGAACGUUGAAUUCCCGCGUAAGGAUGUCAGGACCACUUACAGUUUGGGAUACACUGCAACUGGGGAUCCUGUGAAGAAGAGGUCUUUUGAGAGUAAAGACAAUGCCAAAGACUUCGAGUUUAUGAAGACGUGGAUCGAAGAAGUUCAGCCGAUUUUGGAGCAGGGACGCUUGAAAGUUCAUCCCCCAAAGGUGGGCAAGGGGCUCGAGAACGUCUUGGAGGGUUGCGAUUUGUUGAGGCAUGACAAAGUGAGCGGUCAAAAGUUGGUGUAUGUUUUGUGA